Messenger RNA from Polychytrium aggregatum, 2032 nucleotides. RefSeq lists its product as uncharacterized. The transcript is spliced from 5 exons. Lineage: Eukaryota; Fungi; Chytridiomycota; Chytridiomycetes; Polychytriales. The record is from RefSeq and is a predicted model, not a curated record. The coding region runs from base 51 to 1649 and encodes 532 amino acids.
CCAGCCGUCUCGCCCAUCUCGCCCAUCUUCCACCGUCCACCACCAUCGCCAUGGCCACCGAGCUGCAUCCCGCCACCCGUGCACUGCUCGAAUUUCUCCAGACGCCGCUGGACGAGCUCAUCGCUCCAACGACGUCGUCCAACGGCUCCAAAGACCCUCCCGAGGCCCAGCGGCGACUUCUCGCGACCUUCGCGACCCUCGUAGCCCAUGUUCCUGCGUAUAAGACUUUUCUCCAGGCCAGUCGCGUCGAUCAUGCCACCGUUUCUUCCUUUGAGGAUCUCUUGCAAUCAGCGCCAUAUGUCGACAAGUUCAACUACAUCAACCAAUAUCAACUCGCUGACCGCAGCUUUGAUGGAAACAUCUCGACUCACGACUUUCUCCACUGCAGCUCUGGAAGCGGCGGCUCGCCGACGUUCUGGGGGCGCUUCUCGAAUGACGAGCUCGAUAUUUGCAUUCGCAUGGAGCAGUUUAUGCACGACUCGUUCCGGGCGCACCUCGUCAAAUCCCUGGUUGUGAUCUGCUUUCCUCUCGGAUCCUGGGUCGGCGGCCUCUUCACGAUUCUGACGAUGCGCAACCUCUCGAUGAAGAACUACAAGAUCACACUGGUGACGCCCGGAACCAACGUCGCCGACAUUCUGCGGAUCGUCCAGACCAUGUCGCCCAGCUUUGAGCAAACCAUUGUCGUGGGCUAUCCGCCCUUUGUCAAGACCGUCAUCGAUGCAGGAAUCUUGGCUCACGUCCAUUGGGAACAAAAGAACAUCAAGCUGGUGUUUGCCGGUGAAGUCUUUAGCGAAGAGUGGCGAGACUUGGUCCGCACCCGCGCCGGCAUCAAGUGUCCCGAAACCGACAUUGUCUCCAUGUACGGCACCGCCGAUGCAGGCGUCCUGGCCACCGAAACCCCAUUGUCUAUUCACAUCCGCCGCUUGCUGAGUCGCACCCUCGAGGCCGGUGACGAUGGCCACGGCAAGCCCCAGACAGAGAUUGUCCACAAGAUCUUUGGCAAGGAGCGACUUCCCACGCUCUGCCAGUACGAUCCCUGCGUCCGGUGGUUUGAGCUCACGCCCAAGCAAACCUUGGCCCUGAGCACGAUCGGCAGGAGCUCGGCAGCAUGGCCGACGGCGCCUCUGCUCCGAUACGACAUUGGCGAUGACGGUGGGUGUCUCUCGUACGAAGACAUGGUCAAGACCGUCCAGGAUCUGGUCGGGCAAGAUCCAGUCGCUCACUUGCAGACCGCCCUGGGCGACAGAGCGCCGCCGAUCCGAAAGCUGCCGUUCGUGUGGGUGUUUGGUCGCAAGAUGUGGGUCGUCAGCUACUUUGGGGCCAACGUCUAUGUCGAAAACAUUAUGGUCGGUCUGGAGCAGCCCGAGGUGGCGAGCUUUGUGACGGGCAAGUUUGUCCUCCAGGUCGCUGAAGACGAAGAAUCCAUGGACAGCUUCCUGCAAGUAAUCGUGGAGCUGGCCCCGGAUAUCCCGCCCAUGACCGACCUCGCUGCCACCCUGUCCAAGUCCAUCCACACGCAUCUGUGCCGCCUCAACUCUGAGUUCUGCAACUACGUGCCCAAAGAGCGCCAGACGAUCUCGGUGGUGCUGCACAACCAUGGCGAUCCGAAGUGGUUCCCGGUCGGCGUCAAACACAAGUACACCCUCUGAGGACGAAGAUCGAGAGAGAAAAAAGUCACUGGCAUGUCGACGAAUUUGAUAGUUGGCUCGAGUCGCGAUUCCUUACGCUGCAGUGGAAAGUCGGCUCAGUCGACUUCCAUGAGUGCUGGUGAGAGCCUCUCCGAUCGUCCGGCAUCGACGGCAACAGUGUCGUAAUUCUCAAGUCCGCGGCUCAACCCAAAGGAUGGAAGGGUGGAGACGCAAGCCCCAAUACGACCCCUGGGACUCCACCAGAACUGUGCAAUAGUUUUCUAUUAUGAUGGUGGUCAUGCCACAGCUCAGCAAUCAACAGACUGUCUUUGCUUGUGAACUAGUGGCACGGUUUAUCGUUUACACGGGCGGAGACAGGGGCAAAGCGUGCAAAUCACACAACG